Messenger RNA from Menidia menidia (Atlantic silverside), 1635 nucleotides. Lineage: Eukaryota; Metazoa; Chordata; Actinopteri; Atheriniformes; Atherinopsidae. The record is from the annotation of a GenBank genome assembly.
UUCCUGCAGAAGAACAACAGUCUGGAGGAGAGGGGCAGGAUGGUGAGCUCGUUUAAGGAGCGCUCCGCCAGAAACCUGCUGUCCUGCGACAACAGUGGAGGAGAGGCGCGCUUCAGGAGAGCAGAGACAGACUUCUCCAACCUGUACGCCAGAGAUCUGCUCCCUGCCAAAAAUGGAGAGGAGCCUACCAUGCAGUUUCUGUUGGAAGUUGUGGAAAUCCUCACCAACUACAUCCGGAAGACAUUUGACCGAUCCACUAAGGUCCUGGACUUCCAUCACCCCCACCAGCUGCUGGAGGGCAUGGAGGGCUUCAACCUGGAGCUGUCCGACCAGCCGGAGUCUCUGGAGCAGAUCCUGGUGGACUGCAGGGACACCCUGAAAUACGGAGUGAGAACAGGUCACCCCAGGUUCUUUAACCAGCUGUCCACCGGAUUAGACAUCCUGGGGUUGGCAGGAGAGUGGCUCACCUCUACAGCCAACACCAAUAUGUUUACCUAUGAGAUUGCCCCCGUGUUCGUGCUCAUGGAGCAACUGACACUCAGAAAGAUGAGAGAGAUCAUAGGCUGGCCGGAUGGAGAGGGAGAUGGAAUAUUCUCUCCAGGAGGGGCCAUUUCCAACAUGUACAGCGUGAUGAUUGCCAGAUACAAGUUUUUCCCUGAAGUCAAGACCAAAGGCAUGGCAGCUGCUCCAAGACUGGUCCUCUUCACCUCAGAGCAGAGCCACUAUUCCAUCAAGAAAGCAAGUGCAGCUCUGGGAUUUGGAACAGAGAACUUGAUCCUUUUGAGCACAGAUGAGAGAGGGAGAGUCAUUCCUGCCGAUUUGGAAGCAAAAGUACUCGAGGCCAAGACAAAGGGUUAUGUUCCCAUGUUUGUGAACGCCACCGCAGGUACCACCGUCUACGGAGCCUUUGAUCCUAUCAAUGAGAUUGCAGACAUCUGUGAAAAAUACAACAUGUGGCUUCAUGUGGACGGCGCGUGGGGAGGAGGUUUGCUGAUGUCCAGGAAACACAGGCACAAGCUGAACGGAGUGGAGAGGGCCAACUCAGUCACCUGGAACCCUCAUAAGAUGAUGGGGGUGCCGCUGCAGUGCUCUGCCGUUCUGGUCAGAGAAAGGGGGUUACUACAAGGCUGCAACUCCAUGAGUGCGGGGUACCUCUUCCAGCCCGACAAACAGUACGAUGUCACAUAUGACACAGGCGACAAGGCCAUUCAGUGUGGGAGACACGUCGACAUUUUCAAGUUCUGGCUCAUGUGGAAAGCAAAGGGAACAAUAGGAUUUGAGCAGCAUAUCGACAAGUGCUUGGACUUGUCGGCUUACCUGUACAAUAAAAUAAAAAACAGAGAGGGCUAUGAGAUGGUGUUCAACGGAGAGCCGCAGCACACUAAUGUCUGCUUUUGGUACAUUCCGCCGAGCCUGCGUGGCUUGCCUGAUGGUGAGGAGAGGCGCGAGAGGCUGCACAAGGUGGCCCCAAAGAUCAAGGCGAUGAUGAUGGAGUCUGGCACUACCAUGGUGGGUUACCAGCCACAAGGAGACAAAGUCAACUUCUUCCGCAUGGUCAUCUCCAAUCCGGCGGCCACCAGGUCAGACAUCGACUUCCUGACUGAUGAGAUAGAGCGACUAGGGCAUGACUUGUAA